Gryllus bimaculatus (two-spotted cricket) is the source of this 853-nucleotide messenger RNA. The record is from the annotation of a GenBank genome assembly. Lineage: Eukaryota; Metazoa; Arthropoda; Insecta; Orthoptera; Gryllidae.
CCCGCGAUGUCGAUGGUGGGUUGGCGGCGGGCCGUCGCCCGCGAUAGCAGCCCUUCCGCCUCGCAGCAGUCGCUCGUCAGCCGCAGCCAUGGCCGCUGCGGCGCUCGCCUGCCUGCUCACCUGCCUGCUCGCCGCCCUGCCCACAGCAUGUAUUAUAUUGGGCGACGAGUGCAAGAAUUACAGUGACUGUGCGACAAUUGCGAAUGCUGCGUGUGCACAAACUCGUCGCUGCGAAUGCAAGUUAGGAUACAGCGCCCUCAACAAAACAGCUUGUGCAAAAUUAAUUGGAGAUCCAUGUGACAACAGUAGCUCCUGUGACACAUUGGAUUCUAUUUGCCUUUGGAGAGGACUGUGUGGCUGUCGCACAGGAAUGAAACACAACAGUAACUACACGUUUUGCUAUGCAACUCCAGAAAAAUACGAAGACCUGUGUGACUUCAGUAACGAGUGUAAAUUCCUGGGUGCUGCUGGGGAAUGCAUUGAUGGGCGCUGUCUGUGUCAACAGUUUUCCGGCUGCAAGAGAACGCAAGCGACUCCGCGCCCGGCGCGCCUCUUGCCGUGCGUGGGCGACGGCUGCCGCCCGUCCGAGGACCCGCCCGCCGCCGGCUCCACGGCCGCCUCCGCCGCCCUGGAGCAGCUGCCGCCGCCGCCGCCGCCGCCUUCACCGGAAGCAGAGCACAACGGGCACGUCGCAGAGGACAACUACGCGGAAACACGGCGGCAGCGACGGCCAAAAGAGGACCGCUCGGCCCCUGUGCACCUCACAAUACUCUCCACCCACCCUCCAUCAUCAUCCCUUCUUCACUUUUUGAGAUCCUUCAGGUGCUGCUCCCUAUCAGCCAUAAACAAUCAU